Pteropus alecto (black flying fox) is the source of this 3242-nucleotide messenger RNA. RefSeq names its product TBC1 domain family member 10B (gene TBC1D10B). NCBI's taxonomy places the organism in Eukaryota, Metazoa, Chordata, Mammalia, Chiroptera, Pteropodidae. The record is from RefSeq and is a predicted model, not a curated record. The transcript has 9 exons. The annotation marks the transcript as partial.
GUGGUGGUGGCUCCGGGGCCGCCAGUGACUACGGCCACUUCGGCCCCGGUCACCCUAGUGGCUCCCGGGGAGGCGCGGCCCGCUUGGGUACAGGGGCCGACCCAGGCCUCGGCUCCAGCCCCGUCUUCGGCCCUGGCUCCGACGGUCACGGGCGGCACGGUAGUGGUGCUAACUCUGGAGGCCUCACCCGAAGCCCCGAGGGCGCAGGUUUUCUCCGGCCCAGAGCCCCUGGUGCCCGCGGCAGUGGUAGGAGACGAUACGUCUAUGGCUCGGGCCCCAGGAGCAGACUCUCCAAAGACGGAGGAGGCUAGAACCUCGCCCAUCCCUGGACCAGGUACCCCCACCGGAACCCCCACCAGGACCCCUUCCAGAACGGCUUCUGGGGCCCUGACCGCCAAACCCCCGCUUGCCCCCAAGCCGGGAACCACAGUGGCCUCAGGAGUGACUGCACGGGUUGCAGCAGUGACAGCAGGACAGGUGACAAGCGGACAUGGAGCUGCAGCAGCAACAUCAGCAUCAACAGGACAGGCUCCAGAGAACCCCCCAGGGCCUGGCACAGGCCCUCCAGGGACAUGUGAGGCUCUGGUAGCUGUUGUGACAGUGACCCCGGCUCCAGAGCCUGCCGAAAACUCUCAGGACCUAGGCUCCACAUCCAGCCUGGGACCUGGCAUCUCUGGGCCUCGAGGGCAAGCCCCGGACACUCUGAGCUACUUGGACUCCGUGAGCCUCAUGUCUGGGACCUUGGAGUCCUUAGCGGAUGAUGUGAGCUCCAUGGGCUCAGACUCAGAGAUAAAUGGGCUGGCCCUGCGCAAGACGGACAAGUAUGGCUUCCUUGGGGGCAGCCAAUAUUCGGGCAGCCUAGAGAGCUCCAUUCCCGUGGAUGUGGCUCGGCAGCGGGAGCUCAAAUGGCUGGAGAUGUUCAGUAACUGGGAUAAGUGGCUAUCACGGCGUUUCCAGAAGGUGAAGCUGCGCUGCCGGAAGGGGAUCCCCUCCUCCCUCAGAGCCAAGGCCUGGCAGUACCUGUCCAAUAGCAAGGAACUCCUGGAGCAGAACUCGGGCAAGUUCGAGGAGCUAGAACGGGCUCCUGGGGACCCCAAAUGGUUGGAUGUGAUUGAGAAGGACCUGCACCGCCAGUUCCCUUUCCAUGAGAUGUUUGCUGCUCGAGGGGGACAUGGGCAACAAGACCUGUACCGAAUCCUGAAGGCCUACACUAUCUACCGGCCCGAUGAGGGCUACUGCCAGGCCCAGGCCCCUGUGGCCGCAGUGCUGCUCAUGCACAUGCCUGCUGAGCAAGCCUUUUGGUGCCUGGUGCAGAUCUGCGACAAGUACCUCCCCGGUUACUACAGUGCAGGGCUGGAGGCCAUUCAGCUGGACGGAGAAAUCUUUUUUGCACUGUUGCGCCGGGCCUCCCCACUGGCACACCGGCACCUGCGGCGGCAGCGCAUUGACCCCGUGCUCUACAUGACAGAGUGGUUCAUGUGCAUCUUUGCCCGUACCCUGCCCUGGGCUUCAGUGCUGCGCGUCUGGGAUAUGUUCUUCUGUGAAGGCGUCAAGAUCAUCUUCCGGGUGGCCCUGGUGCUGUUGCGGCACACGCUGGGCUCAGUGGAAAAGCUGCGCUCCUGCCAAGGCAUGUAUGAAACCAUGGAGCAGCUGCGCAACCUGCCCCAGCAGUGCAUGCAGGAGGACUUCCUGGUUCAUGAGGUGACUAACCUCCCAGUAACAGAAGCACUGAUAGAGCGAGAGAACACAGCCCAGCUCAAGAAAUGGCGGGAAACCCGGGGGGAGCUACAGUAUCGGCCCUCACGACGACUGCACGGCUCCCGGGCCAUCCAUGAGGAGCGCCGGCGGCAGCAGCCACCUCUGGGUCCCUCCUCCAGCCUCCUCAGCCUCCCUGGCCUCAAGAGUCGAGGCUCCCGGGCAGCUGGAGGGGCCUCCUCUCCACCCCCUCUUGCUCGCAGGGCCAGUGUUGGGCCUGCCCCAGGGCCAGUGGUCACCGCUGAGGGACUGCAUCCAUCCCUUCCUUCGCCUACUGGAAAUAGCACCCCACUGGGUCCCAGCAAGGAGACCCGGAGGCAGGAGAAGGAACGGCAGAAACAGGAAAAGGGACGUGACAAGGAGCGACAGAAACAGGAGAAAGAGAGGGAGAAGCAGGAGAAGGAGCGGCAGAAAUGGGAAAAAGAGCAGGAGAAGGAACAGCAGAAGCAGGAGAAGGAACGGCAAAAGCAGGAGAAGGAACGGCAGAAGCUGGAGAAGGAGCAACAGAAGCAGGAGAAGAAGGCCCAAGGCAGGAAGCUUUCACUGCGUCGAAAGGCAGAUGGGCCCUCGGCUCCCCAGGAUGGUGGGAACAGGUCUUCGGCAUCUGAGGCCCGGCAGGACGCUUACUUCUGACCUCUGCCCUGGGACUGGAUGGCAUGGCCCCCCCUUUUCCCCUCAGCCAAAAGCAGGCCCCUCAGCUGGCUGUCCCUCUUUCUGAGGAAAGUGGCUUGGUUUCUCAUCUGCUUGCCAGCUGUUGAUUCCUACACAGUCAGGACAGUCAGAGUGCAUGGGGUGGCUGCAUUUCCCUGGGAUAGCCGUUGAACAAGUCUGGAACCCCUCACCUCCACUUAGGCCCUGCUGGGGUCUCUGUCACUUCUGCCCAGUUCUCUGUGGGGUCCCUUCCCAGGUGCUGUCCUGAUUGGCCUUUUGUCACCACAGGGGUGUCUCUUGGCGAUGAGAGUCAGCAGUUUUCAGAUUCUUACACUCCAGUUACUCCCCUUAUCCAUGAAAUGGAGCUGGGUUCCUUUUUCCCUUUUUCAGUCCUGCCUGUCUCUUCCACUUCCUGGCUGGGGGUGAAGGCCCUCCUUGUUCAACUUCUGGACAUCUCUGUAUUGUAAUUAUGUACAGAGGACCUGGUUGGCCCAGGAUAGGGGAGUUCGCUCUAUCUUCUAUCCUUUGGUUCUUCCACAAUGUUCUUGCACUCUAGUUUAUUUAAUGGGACAUGCACUGGAACAGGAAAUGUCCCCCACUUCCUCACAUACCACCAUUCUCCUUGCUUUCUCCCUCUUCACCUACCUUCCCCUGCUUUGUCGCACCAGGGUCCCCACCUUUCAUCUUAUUCCCUUCCAACCCUCUGGCCCCUCUCUGGGAGGGGGUCUUCCCUUAAGCUCCAGGGGGUGGAACCCAAUGUUUACAUUCUCUCCUGUCUCUGCCCCCACCCAAUAUGGCCUUUGAGGAACCAGAAAAGAACCCACUGUUGUAGCUGG